AUGGCCAUUGAGACUUCAAUGCUUUUUGGGUCACGUGAUAGGGAGCCGCUCUGUGCCUGCUCUCUGUGGCCUGGCAGAACAAGCCUGGACUGGCGGCUGAUGUUUACCGUGUGGGAAACAGGACUAGAUGUAAAUAAGGAAGGGAGGGAGCGCUCCAGGUGAGGAACGGACAGGGAAUGGGGAGUGUUCGUUCGUUCGUUCAGAUUCGGGGAAACAGGCAACUCCUGUGUGCCUGCUCCAGUUGAUGCAUUGUCCCACAGGGCUCAUCAUGGCACAGCAACGUGGGGUCAACAGCCUGCGCUUCAACCAAGAUCAGAGCUGCUUCUGCUGUGCUAUGGAGACUGGUGUUCGGAUUUAUAAUGUGGAACCUCUCAUGGAGAAAGGACACCUUGAUCAUGAACAGGUGGGCAGUGUCGGAUUGGUUGAAAUGUUACACCGAUCUAAUCUCCUUGCUAUUGUGGGUGGAGGUGGCAAUCCCAAAUUCUCUGAGAUCUCAGUCUUGAUCUGGGACGAUGCCCGUGAAGGGAAAGAGGGCAAAGACAAAUUGGUGUUGGAGUUCACCUUCACCAAGCCGGCACUGGCUGUCCGCAUGAGGCAUGACAAGAUCAUCAUUGUGCUGCGGAACCGAAUCUAUGUCUAUUCCUUCCCUGAUAACCCCACCAAGCUCUUUGAGUUUGACACCCGAGACAACCCCAAAGGUCUCUGUGAUCUCUGUCCUAGCUUGGAGAAGCAGCUGCUGGUUUUCCCUGGGCACAAAUGUGGCAGCUUGCAGCUAGUGGAUCUUUCCAGCACCAAGCCUGGUACCUCAUCCGCCCCAUUCACCAUCAAUGCCCAUCAGAGUGAGAUUGCCUGCAUCUCUCUGAACCAGCAAGGCACCGUUGUGGCCUCUGCCUCUAAGAAAGGGACCCUCAUCCGCCUCUUUGACACACAGACCAAGGAGAAGCUUGUGGAGCUCAGGAGAGGAACAGAUCCGGCUACCUUGUACUGCAUUAACUUCAGCCAUGACUCUUCAUUUCUCUGUGCCUCCAGCGACAAAGGGACCGUCCACAUCUUUGCCCUGAAGGACACCCGCUUAAAUCGCCGUUCAGCAUUAGCACGUGUGGGAAAGGUUGGGCCCAUGAUAGGCCAGUACGUUGAUUCUCAGUGGAGUCUGGCCAGCUUCACUGUGCCAGCUGAGUCUGCCUGCAUCUGCGCUUUUGGCAGGAAUACUUCAAAGAACGUCAACUCAGUUAUUGCUAUCUGCGUGGAUGGCACUUUCCACAAAUAUGUCUUUACUCCAGACGGCAAUUGCAACCGUGAGGCCUUUGACGUCUACCUGGAUAUAUGUGACGAUGAUGACUUUUGAGCACAGCUGAGCCCUUGCUGUGGGCAGACAGAAGCAUGCUAGGCUCAAGGGCAAUGUGGGAAUGUUUGCUGCAGACCCAGGCUGAGAAAGAAUAAUGUUCUGCUGGGAAUCCCACAAGACUUUUGUGACGGUGUGGGACAGAUACCCAGAGAACACUUUGAUCCUUCAUCUCUCAGUCCUGCCACCUUGGGUGUCCUGUUUUUUAUGUUGCCUUUCCUCAGCUACCCGACUCAUGUGGAACCAGUGAGAAGGCCCAGAAGGUGGAAAGAGAACUUUUCAAAUACUGUUCAGCCUGGAUUUUGGAAGCCAGGAAAGCAAGCACUUCUGCUACGUCUGGAUGUUACCAGCACUUGGCGAACAUUUUAGGGGGGGUAGAGAAGGGGCAGAGCUAUCAUUAAAGUUCAAGUGCAAAUGUU
Rhineura floridana is the source of this 1761-nucleotide messenger RNA. RefSeq names its product WD repeat domain 45 (gene WDR45). NCBI's taxonomy places the organism in Eukaryota, Metazoa, Chordata, Lepidosauria, Squamata, Rhineuridae. Gene Ontology annotation, molecular function: phosphatidylinositol-3,5-bisphosphate binding; protein binding; phosphatidylinositol-3-phosphate binding. The record is from RefSeq and is a predicted model, not a curated record. Gene Ontology annotation, biological process: protein localization to phagophore assembly site; autophagy of mitochondrion; nucleophagy. The coding region runs from base 245 to 1345 and encodes 366 amino acids. The transcript has 11 exons. Gene Ontology annotation, cellular component: phagophore assembly site membrane; cytosol; extrinsic component of membrane.